GGCAGUCGGCAUGGAGCUCGGGGAGGCGAGGCAGAGCCAGGCGCACUGCGAUCCCGCGUUCACGGCAGCGCAGCUCGUUUCCGUCCGCCGCUCCUUCCUGCGAGUUUCCUGUUCCUAGACGCCUCUACUCCACCUACCCACCGGCAACCACCGCAGGUCCCUCUCUCUUUGGAUUUUUUUCAGACUGUACAGAUGUUGAGCUUGCCCGCCGAGCUCGGCAGCAACAACUUAGAAUUGGCGGAGCUGGCGGAGCCGGAAGAGCGGGCGGCAUCAGUGGCCCGAGGAGACUCCGUAGCCCACCCAGAGUCAUCUCCCGAGGGCUCCGAACCUCCCUCGAAGCAAGAGAUGGAGCAAACACCGCAACCGGGGACCUCGAUGCCGGCAGAGUGCAAAGUCCUGCUCGCACAGGCGGACGCCUUGGCAUCCGGAGGGCGCCUUCGGGAAGCCCUCGAGGUAUACAGGCAGCUCUCGGGGAGGCAGCAGCUAGUGGCCGAGCAGCUGGAGAAGUUUGUGCGCUGCCUGGCUAAGAGCGUCCCGCAAAAGGAGCUCAUGGUGCCGGCUCCCUCGUACCAGAGCGGCAGCUCGAGCUGCUGCGUGGCGGCCGUGAAAAAGGCAAGGGAGGCUGCAGCCAUGGUCCCCGAGGUAUGGGAUGGCUUUAAGUGCCAAAAGUGUCACGGAUUUCUCUCGGAUCCCGUGUCCUUGUGGUGCGGCCACACCUUUUGUAAACUGUGCUUGGAACGUGGGCGGGCCGCGGAUCGGCGGUGCGCGCUCUGCGGGGUCAAGCUCUCGGCUAUUAUGGGAGGUGGGAGAGCUCUCGGGUUGCGGUGGGCUGGGCCGCAGGCCCCCCUGCAACUGCGAGUCAACGUGGUACUCAGCGGCGUUCUGGGCAAGUUGUUCCCCGGCCCGGCACGAGCGUCGCAACUCCGGCACGAGGGAAACCGGCUGUACCGCGAGCACCAGGUGGAGGCGGCUCUGCUCAAAUACAACGAAGCAGUUCGGCUGGCUCCAAAUGAUCAUUUGCUUUAUAGCAAUCGGUCUCAAAUUUAUUUCACCUUGGAGUCUCACGAGGAUGCACUGCAUGAUGCAGAAAUAGCAUGUAAACUUCGGCCAAUGGGUUUUAAGGCACACCUCAGAAAAGCACAAGCUUUAGCCACCCUAGGCAAGGUGGAGGAAGCACUCAGAGAAUUUCUCUACUGUGUAUCCCUUGAUGGAAAGAACAAGAAAGCCAGAAUUGAAGCUCAGAGGCUUCUCUUUAGUCUCUUUUCACCAUCAGUCCCGGGGGAGUCUCAGGAACAUUCUCCCGAUAUCCUGAAGCUGUUGGCACCUCACCCUAGAUUAAAGGAACACGUAGAGUCAAUGGCUACUGAAGGCACCAGCCAUAAUCUACCAAAGUUGUCACAGGAAAGCCCAGAGCUUCCACACUGUUCAAGUCAGGAGGAAGCAACAGCUCAGGGAGAAAGCAGCAGCCUGAAGAACUCAGCUCAAGUAAAGGUGGGGAGUCAAGAGGACAAAGGAAAAGAUCAGGAAGAAGAGAAGCGCAAUGCUGCCUCCAUCAGGACCGGCAAAUGCCAGGAAAAGAAAAGGAACCAUUGCCAAGUUGAUGAAGACCAAGAAGACCCGGAUGUGCCUAAUAAAGUCCCCAAACAAGAUCACCCUGCUGAUGAGGGGGCCAAACCUGAUCUCAGUAUUCGGCUUACAUCCCUUGAUGUGACUGACCUUGAAUGCGCACUGUGUAUGAGAUUAUUCUAUGAGCCAGUCACAACAUCUUGUGGGCAUACCUUUUGCAUGAAGUGUCUUGAGAGAUGCCUGGAUCAUAACGCGAAGUGUCCACUGUGCAAAGAUUCUCUUUUCCAGGGCUUUCAAUCAAGAAAGUAUAGCAAGAACAUAAUAAUGGAAGAACUAAUUGCUAAAUUCCUGCCAGAAGAACUCAGGGAACGGAAACGCCUUCAUGAGGAGGAAAUGGAAGAACUUUCUAACUUAACUAAGAAUGUGCCUAUUUUCAUUUGCACCAUGGCCUAUCCCACGGUCCCUUGUCCCCUGCAUAUCUUUGAGCCUUGUUAUCGCCUGAUGAUUCGGAGAUGUAUUGAGACAGGCACGAAGCAGUUUGGCAUGUGCCUUGGAGAUCCUGUCAGAGGCUUUGCCGAAUACGGCUGCAUGCUAGAAAUCAGAAACGUCCAAUUCUUCGCUGACGGCCGAUCGGUGGUUGACAGCAUCGGCAAGAGGCGCUUCAGGGUGCUCAGUCAGGGCCAGCGGGACGGCUACAGCACCGCGGAUAUCGAAUACAUUGAAGAUCAGAAGGUUGAGGGAGAAGACCGUGCCGAACUCAUGGGGCUGCAUAACUGUGUGUAUGAGCAAGCCUCCUCCUGGUUUCAUUCACUCAAAACAUCGCUCAAGAAUCGGAUACUAAAUCACUUUGGUCCGAUGCCAGAGAAAGAUGAAGACCCCCAGGUUAAUCCGAACGGUCCAGCCUGGUGCUGGUGGACACUGGCGGUUCUUCCCCUGGAAACCAGAGCUCAGCUCCCCUUCCUAGCAAUGAAGUCCCUAAAGGAUAGACUGAAUGGUAUUCGGCGAAUCCUGGCCUUUAUAGCCAGAAACCAAAAUUAGGGGGAGCAGACUGGAAAGGAGGCAUUUCCACCCUCUCCACUGCCCUGGGGUGAUGUUCUUGUGUCAGAUAUCUAGUUGUAAUAACACGCUAACAGAAGAAAGUAUUUUUGAGAGAUGUUGCUCUGUGUUUUGACCACACAGAAGUUGAGUAGGAAGACAGAAAGGAUGUGACCUGUUUGACUUUCUGUCUUCAGAUGCUUUUUGACACUAACAGCCAGAGGUGUGGAAGAGGCCAGUAAAAGUCGCUGUUUAGUGUCAGUUUUUCUAAAAGUUUGUCUGUCGUAGCUGAGUGACUGUGUGUUUGGAAUGGGAAGCGGAUGCAGGCGUCACUGUAUUCUUUCACUGACUUGAGGUCUCAUUUCAAAUGGUUCAGGUUUUAUAGAGCAUUGUGUAAAAUAAUGUUCAUACUUCUUUCUGUUUUAAUAAUUUAUUUUUUGCACUACUGUAUCCUUUUUCUACAUGUACGUUUGUAACUAUUUAAGUUUACGUUACUGAGAAGUCCAUUGCUUUAUUUAUUGAAGUGGUUGACUGUAUGUAGGGGAUUAACAGUACUAAACAUGUGUGAGGUUCUUUCUUUACGUUUUGCUGAAGUAAUCGUAGUUCUUAGAGGAUUUUUAUAUAGUUCUUGUCUAUUCUAGUGGACUAAGUUUCAAAGAAUUUCAGAAGGAUUCUGAGGUGGUUUAUCUUCACAGAUUCCACUCUUUCAGUUUGAGUUAAGUGAUAGAAAAUACUUGAUUUGGCAUAAGUUGUGGCGUGUGUAAGAGUGAAGUAAACGUGGACAUUUUGUGGGUGUCAUGCAGAACAAGGCUGAAAGGAUUAUUCAAAACAGAGAGAUAAAUUAGGAGUGUCUUUUAUUACAACCUUUUAGAGGUAUUUGUUUCAGGCAAUCUGAUGACAAGUGUGUUAAUUUCUCCCCAGUUCGGUUAAGGAUAAGAUUGAUAUUUACCGGGUGUUUCAGAGCGAAUGGCCUCAAGACCCGUACCCGCACCUGCUGGAAUACUCGAGGGGCUAUUCCAUCUUCAAAUUGUAAAGAUAUCAGAUAGGUUUGAGCCCACUUUUAAAUCUCUAUAAAAGAACCAGAGAAUGAAUCUACGAUUUUAUGUAAACACUGCCUUCCCUCUUGGAAACAAUGGACCAAAGAUUUCAGUGGGAAAAAAGAUUUUCAUGGGGAGAAAAGGGGGAAAGGGUGGGAUAGCAUUGUUUAGUUUGCUUACUGCUAGUUUGAGUCCUUUAGUGUUAGAGAAAGCUGAAAAACAGUGUGUACGUGUUUUAAAAGCAGAGAAGAAAAUUAGAGCCAGGCAAAGGAAAUUGUCACAUUUCUUUCUUGGGCAAACUACUCCCAGGUGAUUUUUGGACAGCUAUGGUGUGUUAUUCACGUGUAGCCCCUCCAUUCUGUUAGCAGGACUCACAGAGAGAGAGAGAUUCAAGAAUCAGUCUGGGUUCCUCUGUAACCACCGGUGGGGUUUGAGUGUGAGACAGAGGUGGUCUCCAGAUGCUGUCAAAGAGACUCCUGUAAGCAGAAGGCACAUGAGUCAUUAUCUGCACUUGCUUACCUAGGCUGUACUGUCAGAGCGUCAUCAGCUCAGCUUUGAUGUUUGGAAUGAUCUGGGCGAGCGGAGAAUUCAAGUGUGUGGAAUGGAAAUGUAGGAGCGGACACCAUCUGAGUUAAGUCUAGAGGGUUUCGAAAGCGGGAAAUGAAGACGCUUUCCCCUCCCGCCUGACACCCAACUAUAUGGCCAUGGCGAGGUCCUAGUAUGAUUGUUUCCUAUCCUGCAGUGCAAACACAGCAGAGAAAAAGAUGAAAAGCCUCUCCACGUACUACACGUGGUACUUUGGCAUUGAUUUAACUGGCACUGAGCCCCAGUUUCCUCACAUGAAAUGGUACUGGCGCUCACUUCAGCCGCACAGAUACUAAAAUUGGAACGGCAAAGAGAAGAUGAUCACAGCCCCAUUGUAAGGAUAGCAUGCAGAUUUGGAUAGUAUUCUGUAUUUUGUAUUAAACGAUGGAACGGUGGUGAUGUUAAUAGCAAUUAGGUUUCUUAGGAACAUUAAAUUAGACAUGUCAGAAAUUACUUAGCACAGUGCCUUGAUGAUGAGAGAGACAAACUGUCACCAGCCAUGUCGGACGCUGUCAUCAGUAGUCUACAGUUAUGUGAAGCCCCGCCUUUACUGGCUGUACUCAUUUACAGCCACGUUAACCUCGGUGGGGAAAGUUCAAACCACUGAUUCUUGGACCACAGCUUGAUGGUUUGCAAGUAACUCCUACUGGGGGUGAAACUAGGAAAGCCAGGCUGGGGAUGUGGCUCAGUUGCUUGUGUUUGCCUUACCGGCAUGGGUCACUGGGUUCUAGCUCCAGUACUGUAGAAAUAGAAGAAACGUAGAUAAAACGAAAGGACUGGAGAACAAACGAGUAUUAGCGGUAGGGACUAAUUUCGAUGUCAAGAAAAUAGCUCCCAUCUUAAUAAGGCCGAAAAAGCAAUCCUGUAUUUGGGGAAUCUAAAAUUUCUGAUAGAAUGGAAGACUUAAGUUUUAGCUCUAUGAGCAUGACCACACCUUCCCCAUUCUUCAAAAUGUGUUGAGAAUUUCAGCUAUAAAUAAUUAGAUUUCACCAUCUAUAGGUUUUGCACAUAGCUAAUGGUAUUUCAUUAUGCUCUCCCAAAUAACAGGCUCUACAAUAGUAUGUUGAGAACCUACCAUGUACCAGGUACGAAAGUGAGUGAUCUCAUUCACCUGAAUACAUGGAAUAACCUUUAGACAGCGUUGUUAAGCAACAUAUAUGGAGAAGGAAACAGGCUCAGCAAUUUUAAAGAAUAUGCCUAUGUAGCAUGUUCAUUCAAUGAGUGGCCAAGCUUGAUUCUUUGCCUAUCACAUGGCAGAUCUUUCAAUGUUUUGAACAGUUUGUUACACGUUUUAUUCAGUAGACAUGGCAGCCAAAUCAUAAACCACCUUACGAGCUCGAAGUGAGAAGUGCCCAACACAUCUCUUGUUAGUCUAAGGGAAAGAGGAAGUUUGGCUCCUUAAUGGAAGUUAAGUUGAGGUACUCAUUGGUAAGAGGAUACCUAAUUUGAGCACAUGGAAAUCUUGGCUGGGCUGCAUAGCAUGUUCCUCUGAGCAGCCUGAAUCCAUGUUGGGUUUGUUCUCCAGUCAGCUUUUGUUUCAGUGAUGGCGGGAAGCAGCAGAGUAAGGCUUUAACUUUCUUGGCGAUGUGCACGAGAGGGACAAUCAGUUGAACUUGACCAUCUUUAGCGCUUGCAGACUGGUUCUGCUUCUAAGUCUCGGCUGGAAGGACAAGAUUCCCCCCCUUGUAGACAGUGCCACUUUCUUGGGUUAGUCCUCCUUUCUAGCAUGGCUGACCCAGUUUUUUCCCUAUAGACUAUCUACUUUGUGUGUAUGUAUAUGUGUAUAUCUGUGUGUGUGUGUUUGUGUGUGCGUAUACACACACAUACACUAGGUAGCAAGCAGACCUUAUGCCUUUCUGCUUUGUACCGUACCACUGCUGCUAGCUAUAAACCAGCAAAAUGUAGAAAGUGAAAAAUGAACAAACUACUUUUCCGUAGAUAAUUUGAAGAACAUGGUGUUUGCUCCUCACUUUUGGGGACAUAGCACUAUUCCAAAAGCUUGCCUUCCUGAAGGUCAGCUGCUUCAAGUACAAUGCUGCCUCAAUAGCAGAGUUGAGUUAUGGCACUUGUGGCACUGCCGUCUCUGCCUGUGGAGCUGACCCGGGUUCAGAGAUUCCCCUGUGACUAGCCACAAAAGCCUCAGAACUCCCAUGCCUGGGUCAGUGCACCCAGAGUUCUCUUACAGCCAACAGGUCAUGUCCUGUUGAUGGACUGCAACCCUCCGGGGCCUGCAUUUCCUGUGCCAACUCCAUUUCCGCCUUGUGAAUUUUAACCGUCGAUUCAUUCCUUGGGUUGCAAGCUUGUUGACUGUGUGUCCAUUUCUACUCAUCCAAGUAGACGUGAGCAGGCGGGAAGCCCACUCUAGGGCCUAAGGAGUGAGAUUUUGAUUCUGGAUGGAAGACAGCUCUGAAAAGCAGCCAGGCUUUGCUUUCUGGCAUUUCUCGUGUACAGAGAGCAGGAAGGGAAAGGAGCCAUGCACAGUGUACACAUCCAGUUCCUUUUAGAAUGGUAGAUGCCACCCACUCCACUGCUUAGCUACUCGAUGCUCUGAACUUUACCCAUCCACAGGUGAAACAAAGAACUUUUCACUUAGAAGUGGUUGUGCCCAAGCAUGUUAAGUUAACCUCCGGAGAGAAGUGCCUGGAACCGCUGUUCCUGGUGUCUCUUUCAAGCUUUGGCUUCACGACCUUGUAGCAUUUAAAAACUGUUUGCAGCCACAAAUGUGAUUAACAGAAGUUUACACUGCAACACUGUACCUUGUGCAUUAUCUGAAAAGUCCGCUGACAUUCGUCCGUUGUUCAAGUGACGAAGACAACCCGGGAGAUACAAAGAAGAGCCAAUAGCUCAGCGUGCCACCAUCGGCCGAUGUAAGAUAAACGAGUCUCAUUAUUGUAUGCAGUUCUCUGUGAUGCCGGGAUUAAAACAUCAGGCCGUUUAAACAGUGGCAAGUGUGUGUGUGUGUGUGGGUGUGUUUGGUUUCCACUUGUUUGUUAAGCAACCAGUUGACUUUUGCACAGAGUUGAAGGGAAAUUAAGAUAACGCUUUCUCCCCACCAACGCGCUAUUCAACUACCUCUAUAUGCCUGGUUUCCUUUUAGGUGUUCCCUUCCUCUAAACCCGCACAUAGUUUCAGCUCAUCGAUGUUGUAAUCGCAAUGUGAUGUAGCCAGUUGUGUGAAAAUUGUUCAAUAAACAAAA
This is a messenger RNA of Alexandromys fortis (reed vole), 7419 nucleotides long. It is a transcript of the gene Lonrf3, whose product is annotated as LON peptidase N-terminal domain and ring finger 3. Lineage: Eukaryota; Metazoa; Chordata; Mammalia; Rodentia; Cricetidae. The record is from RefSeq and is a predicted model, not a curated record. The transcript has 12 exons. Bases 193 to 2604 code for a protein of 803 amino acids. Gene Ontology annotation, molecular function: protein binding; ubiquitin protein ligase activity; metal ion binding.